Molecule: messenger RNA, 3053 nt
Organism: Stylophora pistillata
Lineage: Eukaryota; Metazoa; Cnidaria; Anthozoa; Scleractinia; Pocilloporidae
Product: spliceosome associated factor 3, U4/U6 recycling protein
Biological process (GO): RNA processing
Molecular function (GO): RNA binding; protein binding
Source: RefSeq, a predicted model, not a curated record
CUGGUUAGAGUGGCUCAAAGAUGAGAUGCCAUUAGCAUCUAUCCCAGAACAGAGGGAAAAAGUCACUGCUCUGUUUGAAAGAGCAGUUAGAGACUAUCAGUCUGUGCGAGUUUGGAUUCUUUACUGUCAGUUUAUGAUGGAUAUCAUGGAGGGAGAAGACGGUCUUCAGGCAGUGAGAUCAACAUUUGAAAAAGCUAUUAUUGCAGCUGGUCUUCAUGUAACUGAGGGAUCCUCAAUCUGGGAAGGCUAUAGAGAGCUAGAAAUGGACAUUUUAGGAUCCCUAGAGCAAAUGGUGACAGAGGAAAACAAAGAAGUCAUGGCUGAGAAGAUCACCUCUCAAAAAGAAAGAGUGAUGUCAGUAUUCAAAAGACAGCUUGCUGUUCCACUGUUAGGUAUACAAGCAACCUUAAGAGAGUUUGAAGACUGGCUAGAGGACUCUGUUCCUGAUGCGAUCAUGAUUGCUUACGAGAAAGCUUUAGCUAAGUUAGAAGAAUGUCUUCCUUUCGAGGAUACACUGGGUUCAGCUCAAACACCCAAGACUACUGAAUUUAAGUCAUACCUGGCAUAUGAACUGAAGAAAGGAGAUCCAGCGAGAAUACAAUGCUUGUACGAGAGAGCAAUGAAAGAAAAUUGUCUUGUUGGGGACAUGUGGACUGAGUAUACUUCUUAUUUGGAUUCUACAUUGAAUAUAUCCUCAGUGGUUCUUCCAGUGCAUGAGCGUGCUGUCAGAAACUGCCCCUGGGUGUCUCUUCUCUGGCAGAAUUACAUACGAGCACUGGAACGCAACAAACAGGACGGCAACAAAGUGAAAGAAACUCUUGACACAGCCCUGGGAUGCGGUUUUUCUGUCAGUGAAGACUAUCUUCAGCUCUGGCAUUGUUACUGUGAUUACAUGAGAAGAAGAGUGGAGGACUGGGGAGAAGAUAGUCAAAGUUUGAAAGACCUCAGGGAAAAUUUUAAAACUGCAACAGAAUAUCUACAGAACUAUUUUGGCAAUGACGGUGAUCCCACAAAUCUCUUAGAAAGAUACUGGGCAAGAAUUGAGGCAUUUCAUUGUAACAAUAUAACAGAAUGUCAGAGACUUUGGGAUAAUGUGAUACUCUCCAGGCACGGACGAGAAGCUGAGUUCUGGCUCGAGUAUGCGAACAUAUUAAGGUCUUGUCGUGACGUCAAAAAGUGUCGUAAAAUUCUCCAGCGGGCUGUGCAGUCAGUCAGUGAUAACCCUGAAAUGGUAAUCCAAGCCCUGCUCAGUUUUGAGCGGGAAGAAGGGACGUUGGAGGACUGGGAUGCAGCUUUCUCAAAGUGUCGAGUACAGCUAUUGAGAGUCAACGAACGAAGACAAAAGGUUGCUGAGAAAGAGGCUGUACGUGCAAAAGCUGAAGAGGAAGCUCAAGAGAAAAGAAAAAUUGCAAAUGCAGAGAGAAAGGCAACUAAGAAGAUGGAACAGAAAAAGGCCAAGUUUGAGAUGAGGAAGAGAAAGGCCAAUGACCAACCUACCCCUGGAGAAAAAACUCAGAAAAUGACCGAUGACAGACAAGAUUCGGGAGAACCAGUGGCUAAAAGGCCUCACGUUGUGAUUGGAGGUGAAGUUCUCUCGUCAACUCAACCGUUGCCUGCAGGAGAGCCAUCUACGAAAAUUUCACAUGACAGCACAAAGGAUCCCAAUACAGUAUUCGUUAGUAACCUUUUGUUUUCAAUUGAUGAGGAGCGGCUCAUGAAAACUUUCUCACCGCUUGGCGAAAUAAACGAAGUAAGGCUUGUCAAAAACCAAAUGGGGAAAUCAAAAGGAUACGCGUACAUCGAGUUUAAGAACCAGGCCUCUGUGCAAGCUGCCCUGUCCAUGGAUAGGACUAAGUUAGAUGGCAGACCAAUGUUUGUUUCGCCUUCUGUGGACAAAUCUAAGAACCCGACGCAGUUUAAGUUUCCUACAACUCUCGACAAGAAAACAUUGUUUGUCUCCAAUCUUCCAUUCGAAGUCAAAGAGUCAGAGUUGGAGAGUUUGUUCGAAAAGUAUGGAAAGGUGAAGCAAAUACGUCUGGUGACCAACAGAGCGGGCAAACCGAAAGGAUUUGGCUACGUAGAGUUGGAAGAUGAGACUGGAGCAUCAGCGGCCAUUGUAGCUUUGGACGGAAGUCAGGUCGGAGACCGGCAGAUUUCAGUGGCUUUGUCAAAUCCACCCAGCAGAAAACCCAGGCAGCCUGGGGCCGACCAACAGCAAAGAUCGAAAGAACAGCCGGGAAGUCGUGGUCGAGCAAGAACCCAGCUGCAACUCAUACCGAGGGCACUGCAGAAAACUGCGACCUCUGCACCAGCUUCUUCGUCAGAUAACUCGACCAAAUCGAGCGGAGAAAGGACUGAAGCCAAAAAUGGUGGUGAAGUCAAGCAAGGUUUUAGUAAUGAGUAUUUUCGAAGCCUUUUGCAGAAGAAGAAUUAAGCUUGGUGAAGAAUAAAGGCAAAAUGUCUGAACAGAACAAUUUGCUCAAAAAAGAGCAAACGUCGAAACUUGUAACGCAACAGUUAUGACUGCCAUGUUUUUUUUAUCGCUUUAAAGGAAAACACGAAGUGGACACCAUCUACUGGGAGACUUUUGAAGAGCUUUAUAACUUGUCAUCUUGUAGACGUCCAUUUUAAACAUGUUACUAUCGCUUGCUUCCGUUCUGUUUUAAGUUAUUAAAGGAGUUAUGCAUGUUGGACGUUUGCGGUUAACGGCCAACAGCAAAUAGCAGAAAAGUCCUUCUCACUGUCUGCCUUCCACCGUUUGUAUACUUACGUGAAAAUAUUUGUAUUACCUGUGAACGAGAGAUCUUCAGACAUUUUCCCGUUAGAUAGAUUGAAGGUUUUGCAAAGUGAGGUAUAUCAGAAUGGAAUCAAAGUUAAUUUUUGCGAUUUGCGGUUUCCAUAAACAUGCUAAAACUCACUUUUGUCCGUUUGUAGAGGCUAUCGUAGUACUUAUACUGAUUUUAAUAAGUUUUCUGACAGGGGAACCAUGAAAAAAAAUAACAAUUGUAAUGAACGUGACAUUAGAAUGUUAAAUACAAAGAAUCCAAAAUUGA